ACAUCACAAACAUGCAACUUUUGCUUUCAAAAACUCCGGCAUCCGUACGAAAGAAUUAAGAACAAGCAGAACAAGACUGUAAGCGGCCCUUUCAUAUGUCACAAUCUGCAUUGUCUAUCAGUUGCUUUAAAUCAAGCCACUCACGGGAGAGAUACACUUUUCGCAGCAGCUAUAGCUUUUCCUGGUGCUUCCUUUGACCCAAAAAUAAGUCAAAAAAAAAAAUACUUAUGA
Molecule: messenger RNA, 231 nt
Organism: Mucor mucedo
Lineage: Eukaryota; Fungi; Mucoromycota; Mucoromycetes; Mucorales; Mucoraceae
Exons: 1
Source: RefSeq, a predicted model, not a curated record